Messenger RNA from Penicillium cosmopolitanum, 3933 nucleotides. Its product is annotated as ABC transporter permease/ATP-binding protein. Lineage: Eukaryota; Fungi; Ascomycota; Eurotiomycetes; Eurotiales; Aspergillaceae. Gene Ontology annotation, cellular component: membrane. Gene Ontology annotation, molecular function: ATP binding; ATP hydrolysis activity; ABC-type transporter activity. The record is from RefSeq and is a predicted model, not a curated record. Gene Ontology annotation, biological process: transmembrane transport. The coding region runs from base 1 to 3933 and encodes 1310 amino acids. The transcript is spliced from 10 exons.
AUGGGGGUCUCUCCAGAUGAACCCAAAGCUGCUGUGACAGAGAGACAGAAUACACAGGAACUCAAAGGGUCUCCCUCGUCAUCUCCACCGAAUGGCGAACAACUCGAUGUCAAGGUCGAUGAGGAUCCCAAGCAGGAUCCAGAGACGAAAGAUGAGACCGAGCAGACUGCCUCGCUGGGCCAUUAUUUCAGAAUCCUGUCCUACUUGACAUUCAAAGAUCGGAUGGUUCUGGCAGUCGCUCUGGUAUCCUCCAUGGCCUCUGGAGUACCGCUGCCUCUGAUGAAUAUUAUCUUCGGUCAACUGGUUGGUAACUUCGGUGACUAUUUUCUUCCCAACUCAACAACAACCGAAAGCGAAUUCAAAGCUUCGGUCAGUCGAUUAAGCUUGUUUAUUGUUUAUCUCUUCAUCGCGAAAUUCGUCUUGACGUAUUUUUCCAUGGUAAAUAAGUUCCCGCAAAAUGAGUGUCCCGUGGGCUUGAUCAUUCACAAGCCCGAUUACUGCUUUCGCGUUACUAGCCUUCGAGUCUCAGCGGCAUUGCGAUUGGAGUAUAUGAGCUCACUCUUCGCUCAGCCCAUCAGCAAACUCGAUCAAGUUUCAGUCGGCACUGUUGUCAAUGCAAUCACUACCUCCUCUAACUCGAUUCAGCAAAGCAUCUCCGACAAGCUAGCAAUCCUAUUUCAAUCACUCGCGCUAUUGAUCUCAGCCUACAUCAUCGCCUUCAAAUAUUCAUGGGCUCUGACCCUUGCGACCAGCUCUGCCAUCCUCUUCAUCGUGAUCGUCUGCUCUUUAACAAUCCCGGCGAUCAUGAAGAUCCAGCAGGAGGUGGACAAGGCGAAUGAAAAGCAUUCAACGAUCGCAGCGGAGGUCUUUGGAUCCAUUCGAACGGUGAUUUCACUUGGUGCUGAGGCUCCGCUGGCCAAGAAGUAUUGUCAAUGGGUCGAGGAGUCGCGCAAGAGAGGUACCAAAUUAUCAGUAAUUAUGGGUUUCCAAUUUGGCCUUCUCUUCUUUGCCAUGUAUGCCAGCUAUUCGUUGGCCUUCUGGCUAGGGUUGAAACUUUUCCGGGAAGGUCACAUCCCGAACAUCGACACUGUCAUCACGGUCUUCUUUUCCGUCAUGAUCGCUGUGAGCAUCCUCGGAAGCAUCGCAUCGCCCUUGAUGAUGAUCUCCAAAGCAGCUAGUGCUGCAAGUUCAUUUUUUGAGAUAAUUGACGCGGAGAGAAUUGCGGCCGAUGGAGACCGGGAUACAGAUGCGCUAGCUUCGGGAGAUAUAAUAUUUGAAGAUGUUCAAUUUUCAUACCCGGCUCGACCUGACACGCAAAUCCUCUUCAGCUUGAAUGCACGAUUCGAACGAGCUAAAACGACAGCCAUUGUUGGCCCGUCUGGAUCUGGAAAAAGCACGAUCGUGGCACUCACAGAAAGGUGGUACGCACCAGAAAGUGGGAGUAUUUCAGUCGGUCCGCGCAACAUUGCAGAGUUGGAUCUCAAGUGGUGGAGAUCUAAUAUUGGGCUUGUGCAGCAAGAACCCUUUCUGUUCAAUGACACAAUUUUCAAGAAUGUUUCAUUCGGAUUGGUUGGUACCAAGUGGGAAGAUGAGCCCGACUCUGUGAAAUUGGAAUUGGUGAAGAAUGCAUGCAGAGAAGCAUUUGCUGAAGAGUUUAUUGAUCGACUUCCAAAGGGAUACGAGACUUUGGUGGGUGAGAAUGGCGCGAAAUUGAGCGGCGGCCAAAGACAGCGCCUGGCCAUAGCUCGAAGCAUCAUUAAAGAACCGACUAUCCUGGUUCUAGAUGAGGCCACCAGUGCAAUCGAUGUCCGUGGGGAAAAGAUCGUUCAAGCAGCCCUUGAUCGUGUAUCUAAGAACCGGACAACUAUUGUGAUUGCCCACCGGCUCUCCACCGUCCGGCGCGCUGAUAAAAUUAUUGUUCUCCGGGGAGGCAUUAACAUCGAAGAAGGAACCCAUGACGAUCUUCUAGCGAUGGACGAAGGCCUUUAUCGAGGCCUCGUCAAUGCUCAGCAACUUGAUACCGCUGCAGAUGAGGAUGACGAUGCGGUUGAAAUUACAGAAGCCCUGAAGCAGGAGAUUGAUUAUUCAACUACGGUCCUGGAAGAUUCACAAGAUGAGAACAAGAAGAAAGCUGACAAACGUGGCUUUUUCAGAAGUGUUGGACUUUUGAUGUAUGAGUCGCGAAGACACUGGAGAUUUUUCUUGCUAGCAUUAUUCGCCGUUUUGGGUGCUGCUUCUGCGUUCCCUCUACAGAGUUGGCUUUUUGCCAAGCUCAUUCUAGUCUUUAGCUAUACAGAUCAGAAACUGGUUGACGCUGCCAAUUUCUGGUCCUUGUGGUUCUUUGUCCUCGCUCUAGGCAUCGCGGCCUGUUAUGCAUCGAUUGGAUUCGCGGCCAACAGACUCGGCAUUGAAAUGUCCUCUACCUCACGAGCAGAAUAUUUCGAAAAUAUUCUUCGAAAACCUGUUCCAUUCUACGACCUGAGCGAUAAUGCCUCCGGAUCUCUAGUUUCGCGCCUGGCCACCGACCCCAAGCAGAUCGAAGAUCUGAUCGGACUUAACGGCGUCUUUCCCGUGAUUUCCUUAUGCAGUAUGAUUGGUUGCAUUGCAAUUGCCUUCUCCUUCGGUUGGAAACUAAGCCUUGUGGCCACGUUCGCUGCUCUUCCUUUUGUUUUCCUUGCUGCCUACAUGCGCAUCCGGUAUGAGCUGGAAUUCGAUGCGAUGAACUCUGCCGUCUACUCGGGCAGUUCCCAGUUUGCAGCCGAAGCUAUCGAGGCGUUUCGCACUGUUUCUGCACUAACCAUGGAAGAUUCCAUUCUAAAACGCUACUCGGCCCUUCUUCAAGAGCAGCAAAAUAAAGCUUUCCGAAAAGCCUGGGUCGCCACCCUCGUGUUUGCAUUCUCCGAUAGUGUUGAGCUUUGUGCGAUGGCCCUUACCUUCUGGUAUGGUGGCCAGCUACUCGCAUCUAGAGAGUAUGAGCCUACUUCCUUUUUCGUUGUCUACAUGUCCAUUAUCCUAGGUGGGCAGCAAGCUGGUCAGUUCUUCAGCUAUGGGCCCAAUAUUGCCCAAGGAACAGCUGCGGCGAACAGAAUCCUGGACUUCCGCCCCGCCCUUGGUGGUUCUGAGAAUUGUCCUGAAAACCGUGAAAUUGAUCAGUCCUCUGGGUCUGGCGCACAUAUCGAAUUCCAAAAUGUUGCAUUCAAAUAUGACUCUCAAGAGAAGCCGCUAUUUACCGGUCUUGAUGUCAACAUAGAAAGCGGCCAGUUUGUUGCGUUCGUGGGUGCCUCAGGUUGCGGUAAAACAACAACUAUCUCGAUGCUCGAGCGAUUUUACGAUCCUUUCCAGGGUACUAUUCUCUUGAAUGGAGAAAACAUCACCACUAUGAACAAAGCUUCCUACCGCCGAUCUUUAUCUUUAGUCGCCCAAGAACCACGUCUAUUUGAAGGCUCCAUCCGCGACAACAUCACUCUCGGGCUUGACAGCUCAGAAUACACGGAAGAAGAACUAAUCCAAGCAUGCAUCGAUGCCGAGAUCCAUACAUUCAUCACUUCCCUUCCUGAGGGAUAUUCAACAGAGCUAGGAAUAAAGGCGCAGACAGCCCUCAGUGGUGGCCAGCGACAACGACUAUGCAUCGCACGCGCCUUGCUACGAAAACCCACCCUCCUCCUUUUAGACGAGGCAACAUCCAGCCUUGAUUCGCAUUCAGAGAAAACCGUCCAGGCUGCGCUUGAACGACUGGCUGGGCGGAGGAGCAUAACAAUUGUCGCUGUUGCACACAGACUGGCAACUAUCCAGAAAGCGGAUGUCAUAUUCGUCUUCGGAGAGAGUCAGGAUGGCAAUGGGUCCACAAUCGUUGAGCAUGGGUCGCAUCAGGAGCUUCUGCGCAAAAAGGGGAUGUACUGGCAAAUGUGUCAAGCAACUGGGCUGGAUAGAUAA